This is a messenger RNA of Osmia lignaria (orchard mason bee), 9377 nucleotides long. It is a transcript of the gene Eph, whose product is annotated as Eph receptor tyrosine kinase. The record is from RefSeq and is a predicted model, not a curated record. Gene Ontology annotation, biological process: axon guidance; protein phosphorylation; ephrin receptor signaling pathway. Gene Ontology annotation, molecular function: ATP binding; transmembrane-ephrin receptor activity; protein binding. Gene Ontology annotation, cellular component: dendrite; plasma membrane. Lineage: Eukaryota; Metazoa; Arthropoda; Insecta; Hymenoptera; Megachilidae.
AGCAUCGUGGACGUGUGUGAGAACGACCGCUGUCAUGCUGCCGGCAUGAUUGCGCAUGCGCGCGGGUACACUUGACGGGCUCAAAAAAUCAAUGACCCCGGUCUAUCGCACGUUCGUUCGCGUCUUUUUCUCUACGAUAUAAGAAGUUCGAGGGUGAGAAGAAGGAUCGCAAGGAGGUGAUAUCGAGGCUCGAGGAAGCGAUCGUCGUGGACGAGAGGGAAAUAUGGAGAUACGAAGGAGUAAGAAAGGAUCGAAGAAAAUGGACGGUGAGGGUGCAGCCCCGAUGGUGGCGCUAGUGUGAAACGGCCGAAUAGCGGUACGGUGAAACCAGCCGAGCAAGCUCGGCUACGUUUCGGCUCACCACUUUAGUUCGUGUCCUACCGCUGUACACGACGGACGUGUUGAACUCGAUCGCGCGUCGCGUUCUCUAUCCGGAGAAAAAAACUAACUGUUUGUCCGCCACUGCAACUAGUGUGAAACACGUAAUUCGGUGGUUCGCGUGUAAACAGGUAACUGUGCGCGGUAGAUUAGAAGGCACAGAGGAACGCGUGUACCGCGAAAACGACGCACGAGGUCGCGUAGUGUUCCGGCCGCGACCGGCAAUAAAGUUUCGCAGUGACUUGUGUUAAAGAGAAAAAAAGAAAUAGAAGAAGUGGUGAAGAAAGUCAGUGUGCGCGUCGUGUACGAUUGCCACCAGCCACGGUUCACGGCCGGAGGUCCGAUAAUCGGAUCGAUUCGAUUCCAUCUAGAACGCUGUUCGCUGGAUUGUCAGAGGAGAGCGUACCAUCCUAGCCGUCGCCGCGGUGCACCGUCCGUCCACCUUUCGCGUUGCCGCGAGUGCACGGGAUAAAAUGGCGCUUGCUUUCGACCGUGUACCUUUAUCGACCGUAACAAACAAUUUAACGACGGAAUCGCGUCGACGUCAAUCGCGACGUUUUUGAGCAUCGAACACAUUACCGCGGCAGAUCGUUUAUCUCCGUUCCCCGUUCUCCGUUCGCCCCACCCCCGGCGCUUCGCUUCGUUUCGCUCGCUUUUAACGUCUUUUCGUCCACGAAUCGAACCGCUGACCGCUGCACUGUCCAUCAGCCACGAGUUCACUCCCGAGCAACAUACAUUCGAAGAAGACGCUACUUCGGAUCUGGACAGAGGGACAGUACGGAGUCUGAACGCGAGCACGCGUCCUUUCGGAGCAAGGAGCAGGCAGCCCGUGGCGGAGUGGAGCGCGCGAGUCGCGUCUGCGAGAGAUUCAGGCAGGCGUCGACGGAGGCGCGAGAGGAAGCGGCAAAGGUGAAAAGGAGAGAAGAGAAAAAGAGGAUCGCGAGGAGGGAAGAGUAGUAGGAGGAAAUGCGACGAAUCUCGGCUCGUCAUUAAGAGAGUGGCAACCCUUUGUGGGCGAAAACGACGAGGGAAAAUCGAACGGGUUUUCUGGCUGUUGUACAGCAGCCGAGUUGUACGGCUUCCGGUUGCAACAUCGACGUAGGACAACGACACAGACAUCGAGACGGAUAGAUGCGGCCAAGCGUCGCGUUUUUCGUACGGCAAGUGUGGAGGAAGCCAGAGGCUGAUCGCGACCAGAUCAACGACGAGCUUUUAAUCGGCCUAUAAUCGAUUUUCAUGGCAUAAGAGGUAUCGGUAGGCGCGAUCGAGCACGGAACAAGGGGAGAGUAUAUAUAACGGGUGAAUAGAAGUUGGUGUGCUGGUGGUGGUGGAGUUUAUCGAGGCGAGGGGAGGCGAGAAGAAGGGUAGAAAACGCGGUUGGGCUGCAGGGUGCAUCUGGAAGGGUUGCACGACCUGGAGCGGCAGCAGGAGGAAGAGGAAGUGGCUGGAGAAGCGGGAGGUGGAGGGGCAACAGGAGGAGGAGGAGGAGGAGGAGAGGGUGGUGGCUACGAGGGUGGUUGUUGCACGUCGUGGUCGCGUGACGUGCGGAAAGAGCAGACGAACCGUGGAGGAGGCAUGCGGAGGAGAGAGUGACGACGCUGCCGGUGCGCUGCAGCCUCGCACAGAUCGUGAGAGGACCGGCGGCCCCACGGUGGGGCUGCGAUAAGAAUGGCCCCCUUCAAUAUGGCGGGCGUAGCAGGCCUUCUAGCCACCUGCGCCGCCGCUGCUGCUUCCGCUGCCCACCUUCUGCCGUUGCUGCUGUUGCUGAUCUACCCGCGAGGGACUCACGCGGAACAAGUUGUUCUCUUGGACACGACACAGGAGGAGAAACUCGAGUGGACCAGGUAUCCCUUCGGUCCGGAAGCUAACACCCCGGGGUGGGUGGAAGAGUCGUUCACGAACUUCGACAAGGGCAUCAAUUGGCGGAGUUACGUCGUCUGCGACGUGGCUUACAACAACGUGAACAAUUGGUUGUGGACGCCGUUCAUCGAGAGGGGACCGGCGAACCGCAUGUACAUAGAAAUCAAAUUCACCACCCGCGACUGCUCGUUGUUCCCCGGAAACGCGCUCAGUUGCAAGGAAACUUUCAGUCUCCUUUACUACGAGUUCGACGCGGCCACCAAGGAACCACCGCCAUGGGAAACGGACAGUUACAAGUUGAUCGGUCGCAUCGCCGCUGGUGAGGGAAGAUUCAACACGAACGCCGAGGUGGUGAUCAACACGGAGGUCAAGUCGAUCCCGGUGACGAAGAAGGGCGUGUAUUUCGCGUUCCGCGAUCAAGGUGCAUGCAUAUCCAUCUUGGCCAUUAAAGUGUACUACAUCAGUUGCCCGGAGAUUUCCGUCAACUUUGCCCACUUCCCGGCCACCCCGACGGGUCGCGAAGUCGCGCUGAUCGAACAAACAAUCGGCACCUGCGUCGACAACGCAGAGGUGAUCGAGCAACCCACUUACCUUUGCAAAGGCGACGGGAAAUGGUACCUAUCGAACGGCGGAUGCCACUGCAAACCUGGAUAUCAAGCCGACGUGGAGAAACAAAAAUGCACCGCCUGUCCGAUCAUGAAAUUCAAACACGAGGCGGGAUCGCACAGCUGCGAACCCUGCCCGGCUUACAGCAAAUCGUCCGAUUACGGAUUCACGGAAUGCCGUUGCGACGUUGGUUAUUACAGAGCCGACAAGGACCCGAAAAAGAUGCCCUGCACGCAACCACCAUCGGCACCGCAAAAUCUCACGGUGAAUUUCGUCGAUCAAUCUACCGUGAUUUUGUCUUGGAACGCGCCUCAUAUGCUUGGUGGUAGAACGGACACCACUUACAGGGUGGUUUGCGACGCUUGUAGCACGGGUGUAAAAUACAUUCCGAACACCGAGGUCUUCAACGAUACGAAGAUCACGAUAACGGGCCUAAACGCGGUGACCACCUAUCGUUUCCAAGUGUUCGCCGAGAACGGAGUGUCGGCAUUGGCCGGGAAAUCCGAGUACGUGGACAUCACGGUCACCACCGAAGCAAGCGUGCCUAGUUUGGUCAGCAACGUCAGGAUCACGAGCGUGAAGAGCUCGGAAUUGAGCAUCAGCUGGGACGCUCCUGUAACCGAAGUUGGCGGGGACAGCGAUCUCGUCGAAAGAUACGAAGUGAGAUGUUAUCCGCGCUACGACGACGCUACCAACGCCACGGUCAUCCAAACGUCGGAUUUAUCCGCCACUUUUAAAGGGCUGAAACCGUCGACGGAUUAUGCGAUACAAGUGCGAGCGAAAACGACGCGCGGCUGGGGCGAAUACACGCCGGUGGUGUAUAAAAAGACACCGCACGCUAUGGGUCUAGAUUACGUCGGAGAGGAUGACAAUAUGCAAGUAAGAAUCAUCGCUGGAGCUAUCGUAGCCGUGGUUGUUCUUCUGGUGAUCAUCAUCAUCAUGACCGUGUUGAUACUUAGAAGCAGGGCCUCGGACGAAUGCAACAAGAAACAGCCGAGUGACUGCGACACAUUGGAGUAUAGAAACGGUGAAGGACUAGUUGUGACCUACAUGCACUGCAAAAUGGACAGUUCACCGAUUGUGACAACCCACACCAACAACAAGAGCAAGUCCUCGCUGACCACGCCGCUGUUCACGCCUGCAGUGGGUGUCGCGGCGGCGAGUGCUGGAGGUGCUGGCGGCGGAGGCGCAAGGAGCUACGUCGAUCCUCACACCUACGAGGAUCCGAAUCAAGCUGUGCGUGAGUUUGCUCGAGAGAUCGACGCGGGAUACAUCACGAUAGAAGCCAUCAUAGGUGGCGGAGAGUUUGGCGACGUUUGUCGUGGAAAAUUGAAAUUACCGCCCGACGGUCGAACGGAGAUCGACGUGGCGAUCAAGACGCUGAAACCAGGUUCCGCGGAUAAGGCACGCAACGAUUUUCUAACCGAGGCCUCGAUCAUGGGCCAGUUCGAGCACCCGAACGUGAUAUUCCUGCAAGGUGUCGUGACCAAGAGCAAUCCGGUGAUGAUAAUCACGGAAUUCAUGGAGAACGGUAGCCUGGACACGUUCCUGCGUGCGAACGACGGCAAGUUCCAGGUGCUUCAGCUUGUAGGCAUGCUUCGCGGUAUCGCGAGCGGUAUGCAAUAUCUAGCUGAAAUGAACUACGUGCACCGGGAUCUAGCGGCGAGGAACGUGUUGGUGAACGCCACCCUGGUCUGCAAGAUCGCCGACUUUGGCCUCAGCAGAGAGAUCGAAAGCGCUACCGAGGGAGCGUACACGACCAGGAGUGUUUACUCCGGCAAAAAGGGUGGAAAGAUCCCGGUACGAUGGACAGCUCCGGAAGCGAUAGCGUUCCGAAAGUUCACCAGCGCCUCGGACGUUUGGAGCAUGGGCAUCGUCUGCUGGGAGGUGAUGUCUUACGGCGAAAGGCCGUACUGGAACUGGUCUAAUCAGGAUGUGAUAAAGUCGAUCGAGAAGGGAUACAGGCUUCCGGCGCCGAUGGACUGUCCGGAGGCGAUCUAUCAACUGAUGCUCGAUUGCUGGCAAAAGGAACGAACUCAUCGACCAACCUUCGCUAAUCUAACUCAGACGUUGGACAAGCUUAUACGAAGCCCGGACACGCUGAGGAAAAUCGCGCAGAACAGAAUCAGAGAAAGGGGUGCUCCGCCCCCACCCCCACCCGCCUCGUCGACAUCCUCCAACGUGCAUUUAAGGAAAAGGGGCACCAAUCCACUGGCGCCGGACGCGGUGGACUUGACUCAGCUGACCUCGGUCAGCGAAUGGCUCAACUCCAUCAAGAUGUCGCGGUACGCGGAAAACUUUGAAAGGUCCGGUGUGACCACCUUGGAGGCAGCCGCGCGGGUGACCGUUCAAGAGCUGACGGCACUCGGGGUGACGCUUGUUGGACACCAGAAGAAGAUCAUGAACAGCGUGACCGCGCUACGAGCGCAAAUGUCCGCCACGUCGCAGGGAUUUCUCGUUUAAUUCGCGCGCUCUCUGCGAAUCAUUAACGACAUACUUGUUUCACGCGAAAAAGCUAGCUUUGAUCUAUCGCGAUCGACGCCGGGAUUCGAUACGUCCGAUCGCGUUCGUUCGAGGGACGCUAGGAUCCUAGCGGCAUCCUAGUCAGGACGACCAGCCGUUUUUCGCACGAAAUAUACGCGUCUUCAGCUCGAGUACCGCGUCGCCCAUCGGCGAUCUCAGCCUCGAGGAAUCGGGAAAGCUAUACACGCGUAUCGUAAAACAUUCCAGCGCGACAAUCGUGCUCUCCUCGAAUUCUGCCUUUCCCAUCCCCCAUCGAUUCCGACACGACGAACCUGCCGCGCCUGACGACGAUCCACCCGAACGCGGCCUAGCGAAAAAUAACGCGGUAUCUUCUUCGCGAAAUGUCCGGAACGUCGCAGCGUCGAGAGAAAUGGAACUGCCAUUGUAUAAUCACUGCCGUUAAAUUAACACGUACGAAAGUAUGGAUAAUUCAAAGUCCAACGCGAAUCCUGCUCACCGUCGAGGCUGUUCAUGCACUGAAUCGUUGCUCACACGUACAUAUACACACCAUCUUGUGUUUUCACUCGAAACUGACACCGAGGAUCGGUCUAAUAUCGCAGCGUUCCUAACUUGUUCUCCGCGAUAUGCUCACUAAUUCAAACACGCGUACACAGUUUCAUACGUGUUCACGGUACAGAUCAUUGCGCGAACAAAUAGACGGCCUAAAGUAUUCUCAAAGCCUAACGCGUCUCGCUUCUCUACUCUGUUCAAAGAACGUUGCAAACCCCUGUGAGAAAUACUUUGUAAGCGACCCGAACGAAAGAAGGAGCAACAGAGAAGCGGAUGAAAACGAAAAGUCUCCGAUAACGAGCCUAAUGCCGUAUUUUACGUCCCGUACAGCGAAUAUUUUGUAGCUCUUGUUGAUAACGCUUAGUCGAUGUACAACUACGAUUGAUAUACGCGAUUGUGAUACAGAUACACAGCCACAGAGGAACCCACACCGUUACAAUUUGAUCCGGCUUUUGCGAGGAAACGAUAGCGCGAAAUCGAUCGAAAUCACCAACUUAGAGUAUACAUAUACCACGAUUAAACUGAUAAGAGAAAGAGAGAAAAUAAAGUAUAGGUACCUGUUGAUUAAACGAAGGUAAAAAAGGACGAAUAAAGAAGCAGGAAUAUGUGCCAAUAAUGCGAAGGGAAGGGUGAAAACGUGUGCGUGAACGAGGGGAAAUGUUUGCGUGAGAGGGAAAUUAGGAUGGUGCGAACGUCGAUCGCGAUGAUUGUAUCGUGGAUAAUUUGGGGGCGAGGAAAAUAGGGUUUCGAAGGAAAUCGUCGAACGCGUGCGUUUGCCCCUCGACGUAACGUAAAACAUAUCAAGGCGUAUUUAGGACAAAUGGGAAACGAACGAAGCGAGGAAGGGUGUUUGAACGCGCGACCAGCGUAUCGAUAGAAUUUCUCGACGAGCUAAACGAAACUCUGACGGCUGUUUCGAAACGAUCGAGUAUCUUUUCGAACAGUUUGCGACGUCCGCAAAGACAGCGUGUACCACGCGUGUAGCAACGACGACGUUUAGGUUCGUUUGAGGGAAGGAAGAAGACUCGUUUCGUUCUGAUGGAUGGUCUGUAUCUCGUUACACAUCCACGUUCGCUGAUCGCAAAGACUGCUUUCCCAGGCAGACUGAAAUCGGGGAGGGAAAGGGCCCGUUGACCGCGACAGGGCCGAACCUUUGAAAUCGAUGAUCGACGGACAACUCGAACGCUUCCAAGCACCUCGGGCGAGCCACGGGAAAUUUUUAUUCUUAAUUUAACGAAUUACGCUAUGAAUACAGUUGGUAUGGUCGACGUUCCGAUGGACGAGAGGAGAAGGUGCGAACGAAGGGAACGUUGAUCACCCUCGAUCGAUCGAUCGGUGCGACGAGCCUGCCAAUUAGGAGAUCCUCCCUCGGAGGUCGUUCCUUUUGCGUUCGAAAAAUGUGAAGGAAGGUCCUGGAGGUGGGGGCUUUCGUUCGAAGCGCAGCGUUUCGUGACCGGAGGGGAUGGAAGGUUGCGUCGCGAACGUAAAGUGCUCUGUUAGGGGAGAAAGAGACCGGAAGCUACUGAAAAUGGCGACGAUUUAAGAAGCAAUAAGUGAAUACAUGCAAAUGCAGAUUUUUAUAUAGAGAAUGUUAACAAAUUUCAGAAAAUAUUAAUUAUCGAUAGCGUAAAACUAUCUUCCUAAAUGUUCGUAUUAAAGGUUAAUGAGAAAUAAGGUAAAGCGUAAGGAGCGACGAACUCGCGUGGAGUCCCAACCGAACGCCAAGAUAUCGAGAGAGAUCGAGUGCGAGUCAGCGAGAAAGAGAAAGAAUGAGAGAGUAUGUUUGCGUGUAUGAGACGAGAAGAGAGAGAGAGAGCAGCAUUGUCGCACUAUAAUUCUAAUUUCCCGCGAUCGACCGGACAAACUUCGGCCGGGACUCCGCAAGAGAACAAAAGAUUAAGAAAAAAAGAAGAAGAAGAAGAAGAGUUUUUCAGGAACUUUCAGCUGUAACUGUUUGUGUCUAGCGACGAACCUGCGAGUGCGACCUGAAGUUUUGAGAAUGUCGAUAGUUUCAGCAAAAUAAUAUUUAGAUUUCAUAGAUCUCUAUCGAUAUUACACGAUCGUAGACACGAAACGAGCAGAUGAUAAUUAGUUAGAGCGUAAAGGAUAUCUUAUUAGAAACAUUUUUCGAUUCCAUUUUAGUCUUUCGAGUUCUGCCAGCUAAAGGCGACCCUCUUUAUCCCGAAUAAUCGCCUCUGUUUCCUUUUUCCUCUUUUCCCAAUCGAUGCCUAUCAUCCUCUAACUUCUAUUCAGCUUACACUUUCAAAGCUUUCGAUCGUACUUCAUGUCCACGUAUUUUCGUUCUCUCUCUUUCUCUUUUUCACACAUACGAAACACUGUCUCUUCCCUUCUGUUUCCAUGCUUUUUAUUUUAUUAAGAGACGGGGAUCCGAGAAACGAGAAUACCGAGAAAAAAGAAACAACGAUAGGAAAAUAUCUUAAACGAAUGAAAAUUCUUCUCGAUUCGCGCGAACAGGUUUCGGUUGACUGCUUCUCCUCCUGUCGUCUUCCUUUUUCCUUAACUAUGUAUUUUUAUAUCGUCAAUUACAUUUCUCUUCUCUUUCUAUCUCUCUCUCUCUCUUUCUCUUUUUCCUCCUCUUUAAUUUUUAUUUUUAAUAAUCAUUAUUCUUUCUAUCGAGGUACCUCCUCGAAUCACUCCUUCACUUUUAUACCUGUAUUCGAUUAACACUUCUGUAUUACUAUUUAUUAAAAGCAAACAAAGUCUUAUUUAUUGUUUAGAGAUCUGACUAAAUUAAAAAGAACGUUCUAAUUGUGGUAGAUUAUCUAUUCACCUUGUUAGAAUUGUGCAAAAGGGGACGAGAGAAAGGAAGGAAAAAAGAUAUGUGCAUUGUUUUCUUUAACCUUAGAGUUUCCAGAAAUACUGCCGCCGUGUAAAAAUAAAAGAGACUAAGGAAAGAAAAGAAAUGCCGUAACGCAACAUCAUAGAUACGAUCGUCGAGUCUCUAAGCAGCUAUGUUAUCGAUUAGUUAAGCGUUUUUUAUAAACGACCUACGUGCACACGUUCAAUUUCUCUGCCGUUUUUUUUAAUUUUUUUUUAAUUUUGUUUUUACACGAAUCAUUCUUCUUUUCUGUCAGUCUGUUUACAGCGAACUUUGUCAAAGUACCUGCUUCGAAAACGAAAAGCAAAGAAACAAAAUGAAUUUAAAAAAAGAAAGAAAAGCAUAUAUGAAAUUCGCGAGAUGACAAAGCACACAGGUACCGUCCCGUAUAUAUUAUAAAUAGCUCAUCUACUAUCACGUACACGCAUCAUAAUUUAUGUAUACUCGUCGAACUGAGUUUUUAUAGAAUUGGUUCAACGAAUCGCCACCGUGUGUCCUCGAUUCAUUGUAUAAAACAAAGCGACAAAGCGCAACAGAUGCAAUAAGAGAGUUGAUGUCAACAGAUUUUGGAAUGUGUCUAAAAACAUUUUUCCUAUGGUGUUGUCAAGACGAUGUUGAAUGUAAAUAAGAUAUAAUAAAUAAUAUACCUUAUACGAUGUAA